GAUCGAGAUGGGUGAAAGAUCCAAGGGGAAAUUAUCUCAUGCAUCAUCUUAUGGAUCAUCGGGUCCAGACAGAUUUCAUCCUCAGGAAGCAUAUUGGAAAAAUCAUAGGGGAAAUAAUCCAUCAAUAUCCAAUUGUCAAAGAGACAGAAGACAAGCGGGUGGAACGGAAAAUCAAACUUUUUUCAUACCUGAUAAUAGAAAGUUAAAAUCAAAUUCACAACAUCCUAAUUAUCAAUCGGUACAAAAUUCCGAUCCACUAUUUAGACAGUAUCAAAAUUACAAGUCCUAUAGAAAUAAAAAUGGCCUUAUUAAUAAUGCGGGAAUUUCCCGUAAAGGAAAGGACUUUAAGGAGGAUGCUGAAAAUGAUGCUGAUGAUGACGAUGAAGAUGACGAUGAAUUGGGAGAUGAUGAUAAUGAUUAUUACGAAAAUGAAACAAACGCUAAAGAAGAUGAGGAAGACAAUCAAGUUGAAUCAUCUGUUUCUUGUGAAACAAUUGAAAAAAAUAACGAAGAUCCCAGCGAUGAUGUAGAGGAAAAUUAUAUUUCGUCAAAUUAUCGAAAUAAAUUUGAAAAAUUUCCUUCAUCAAUGAUGGAGAAAUUGAAAAUGUUGGAUUUUGCUCACGCAUUGAAAAUGAAUCAACAAAGAAGGAUGCAAAAAAAAUAUCCAAAUACAACUCAACGAGACUGUCAGGAUAUGCAAAAUCAAGAUUGCACAGAUGAAGUAACUGAGGACGAUGAUGAAAUUCCACAGCGUCAAUUUCGAAAAUCUCAAAAGCAAUCAAUUAAUAAUAGUAAUAAUUAUCGUCAGCCAAAUAAUUCAUGGUUAUCUCGUGAUCAUGAUAAUUAUCAUUUAAUUAGAUCUCAGCAAAUGUAUAAUUAUCCAAAAAAAUAUGACAUCAAGCAAACAACAUUAGAUCCAAAUUUAAUGGAAUAUUACAGUAAAAAAAGACCAUGUCGCUAUUGUGGUGGUACUGGAAGUGAUUUAAUUGAGCCGGCAAUUACGAGAAAAAUUAAUUGCAGAGUUCAUGAUUCGGCAAAAGUCAACUUUAACACUAAGGAGAAAUUCGAUGGUGAAUCAGGAGAUCCAGGAGAACGUUACAUUAGCGGAAGAAGGAAUUCCCCAAAAAUAAAUUUACUGAAUAUAUCCCCAACAAAUUUCACUUCCCAGAAAUCUCGAAGGUCCAGGAACACAAGAUCACCAGAGCGAACAUAAAAAAAAAUCUGUCCUAUCACGAUCUAAAAAUAUUGUUUUCCUUAAAAAAAAAAAAAAAUUGUACAUAUAUCAGAAAAAAGUUACCGAGACUCUCAUCACUUUAAAUGCCUUAACUUUUGAUUAUUGAAAAGUGUUUCAAAAAACAAGAAAAAAAUUAACAACAAAUGUUUAAAAUAAGAAAAUCUUGUCGAGAAUUAUUUUUUAUCUCAUAUAUCACUCUUCUCAUUAUUCUCAUUUGUUAAUUAUUAUUAUUAUCAAAUUAAAUUCGAUGUAUAUUUGUACAUGUCGCACUUUUUCUGAAAAAAAAAGAAUUUACGAAGCAGAUUAAACUUGUAAUAUUGAUGUCUUUAGAUUCGUAAUAUAUUAAUAUUUAUAUAUAUAUAGUAUAAAUGGAAAAUGUAUAUUAUUAUAAUUUUGUGAUCCUGGAAAAAAUGUUUCUGGUUCGUGAUGCGCGAAAACAAAUUAUUUGUAAAUAUGUGAUACUAAUGUUAAAACACAUUAUAUACAUGUCGGCGAGAAAUAAAAUCU
Molecule: messenger RNA, 1741 nt
Organism: Leptopilina boulardi
Lineage: Eukaryota; Metazoa; Arthropoda; Insecta; Hymenoptera; Figitidae
Product: protein PFC0760c-like
Exons: 5
Coding region: 8-1213 (401 amino acids)
Source: RefSeq, a predicted model, not a curated record